Rotaria sordida is the source of this 248-nucleotide messenger RNA. Lineage: Eukaryota; Metazoa; Rotifera; Eurotatoria; Philodinida; Philodinidae. The record is from the annotation of a GenBank genome assembly.
AAAUUUCUUAUUUUAUAGAUCGUCGUCGUAGUCGAAGUCGUGAACAUAAACGUCGUCGAACCCGUUCCCGUUCAAAUGAACGUCGUAGUGAUCGUCGUUCAUCACGCGAUCGUCAAGAUUCAACAAGACGUCGAUCACGUGAUCGUGAUCGUAAUCGUCGUACGAAUAAUUAUCGAGGUGAGAAUGAGAUGCAUAACAAUAAUGGCAACGGACCAUAUGAUACAUUCGGAAUAAAUGAUGCUUAUUAA